Messenger RNA from Colossoma macropomum (tambaqui), 2064 nucleotides. RefSeq lists its product as uncharacterized. The record is from RefSeq and is a predicted model, not a curated record. The transcript has 7 exons. Bases 222 to 1760 code for a protein of 512 amino acids. Lineage: Eukaryota; Metazoa; Chordata; Actinopteri; Characiformes; Serrasalmidae.
UCGGCCCUAAGGGACUAGUGUAGAUUCAACGUUGGCAGUUUUGUGUUACAUUCUUUAGAAAUGGCGCUGGGGAGACUGAUUGAACUUUAAAAGACCACCCGUGGCGUAAUUACGUGAUAGUCAACCUUGUUCUCAUUGUUUUAGAAAAACUUGUCGAGCAAGACUUUGUGUGCCCCUGUAGAUCUGGAUAUUCGGUAGGAUUUUUCUUUUUGUACUUAGUGAUGCCCCUGCUGAUUACUCUGAAUUUUGGCGUUUACAUGUGGAACUCCAAACUCUGGUCUGAGCCUCAGAGUCAUUGCAAAUGCUUUGGGAAAUUUCUCACCUGUGCAGCUCCAUCUGUUUUUUGGCUGACCUUGUUUUUUGGUGAUGGCAGAUUUGUGGCUUGUUUGAUCACUACACUAAAAGAAGAUCAUGUUGACACCAAUGCGCUGCCUCCGUGGGAAUGGUGUGACAAAAACCGAACACUGACCGAAGAGCAGUAUCAUGUACAGAUAUCAUUUUACAUAUCUAAGAUCAUAGUUUUUAGUGUCAUCGCCAUCAUUUUUUUUGGAGCACUGUUUUAUCAGUGCGGUUGCAGAUGCUGUGAAGAAUGUCAAGCCAGCAGAAUGGAAACUUUACCCUCUUCAGUGCGCAGAGUACGCUGUGUGGCAAAGCGCACUGUGCAGCGUGCAAGCAAAUAUGACUUUUCUGGAGACUCUGUAAGAGUCAGUGAGACUGAAAAUGUGGCUCUGUGUUCCCUCUGUGAUGGUGAUAAAAUUUAUCUGAUUACUCUUAAAGAGGAUCAGAUCUCUAAACUACAGGAGGGAGAGACUUACAUUAUAAACAAUGCCACAGUGAAGGAGGACCAUCCAGUCUCUGAAAUGAUCCUGGGAAAUGAAGCAGGAGUGUUCCGGACGGCCCCACUACAGCUGGAUGAAAAAUUAAUUCAUCGUGCAAAAGAGAGCAUCAAUCCUUCUUCGAGGAGAGCAGGUCUGAAUGAUCCAGGACUGUACCUGAAAAAGGGCUACAUAACCCUGACAGGAAAAGUAGUUUCACUGGGAGCUCCCCGGCAGACUGAGGGAGACAUCCCUGUGAGAGAUGUUGUGAUCGGGGAGGCUCGUGUUAAGGUGACAGUGUCACUCCAGAAGGAGGCAGCAACUAAGCCACUCCAGCCAGGCCAGAUGAUUAAGAUCACUUACAUCAAAGUGGAGAAAAUCCAAGCACAUGAAAAAAAACUGAUGUCGUCUGAUUACACAGUUGUUUCUAUACUAACAGAUGAGCCGGAAGAAGAAAGCCUCAUAAAGGUUGUGGGAUUUUCUACAGAAGACGACGAAUUAGUUCUUCUGACAGAGGAUCAGGAGGAGCUGAGUGUCGCCCACAGACUGUCCUCUGAAGAUGCUGACCAGCUACAAAGAAAACUGCCAGUAAAGCUGAAAAUAACCAGAAGGCACAAAGAGGUUAUAAAGUUUCUGACUGCUCCACCUUCUCUGGAUGGAAAUUUAAUUCAUCGUAUGAACAAGAGCAUCAGUCGUUCUUCAGACAGAGCUGUUCUGAAUGAUCCAGUUCCAGUAGUUUCGGCACAACCGCAAAGCACAGAUGAGCCUGAAGGAAGCACCGGAAAUAAUGAGGAAUCUGAUACUUCAGAGGAGACCAGUUUUCUUCCAGAGAAGCCGAGCCCCUCCCCCUCAACCUCUGGCAUGGAGAUGCAGAACGUCAAGGGUACAGCAGACCCUGUCAGUAACCAGAAGAGGCCAAGAGGCUACACAAGUGGAAAUACUUAAAUUCUGAAAUGUAAAUUUGUUGUGCACUGCUUAUGUCAACUUUCUUUUUUAAACCUUUAAAAACUUCUAUUCAAUCUUACUUACACUGUUUGUUUUCUUUACUUUAUAUCCAUGUUAAACAAUUAAAUCUUCCAUAUUUUACCAAAAAUAUCUUAAUAAAUGAUUACUAAAUAUGAAUUAAACACUUCAGUAUUUUCAUUCCUAAUCAGACAAAAGGCUUAACUGAAAAGAAUGUCAGUGUUAACUGAUUUGAAAUUAAAAGCUUUGAAUUAAAAUAUCUUAAUUUCCAUCGUUCCUCAUUUUG